Closterium sp. NIES-65 is the source of this 3522-nucleotide messenger RNA. Lineage: Eukaryota; Viridiplantae; Streptophyta; Zygnematophyceae; Desmidiales; Closteriaceae. The record is from the annotation of a GenBank genome assembly.
AUGCCCGUACCCAUGCCCCUCCCCAUCCCUCCCCACUCUUCCCCUUGCCCCUCAGGCAUUGCAAGACGCCCAUCCAGAGCACAUGCUCUGCAAGACGCCCAUCCAGAGCACAUGUUCGCUGUGCUGGCACUCAUGGCAUCUCAACGCGUGCUGCCCAAUCGCAACAGCCUGGGUGCUAUGCUGGCAGCGUGUGAGGCUGCCAACUCGCCACGUGGCGCUGCCAGGGUGUACCUCAGCGUGGUUGACACGUGGCGCGACGGGAUUGGCCGGGAGGGAAGUGGAGGCGGUGGGGGGGAGGAUGGGGAGGAGUGGGAGGGAGAGGAAGGGGAGGGAGGGGGCGUGGUUGAUGCGAUUCUCAGGGCUCAAGAGGGACCACGAGGGGGGAAGCAGCAGCAGCAGAAGGAGAGACAGCAGCAGAAGCUGAAGCAGCAGCAGCAGGGGGAACAGCAGGAGGAGAAGCAGCAGCAGCAGCGGCAGAAGCAGGAGGAGAAGCAGCAGCAGAAGGAGGGACAGCAGAAGCAGAAGGAGGGACAGCAGAAGCAGAAGCAGAAGAAGGGACAGAGGCAGCAAAGGGACGAGGAGGAGGAGGAGGAGGAGGAGGAGGAGGAGGAGAGGGAGGGUCAGCAGGGGCCGAGGAGCCCCAGUAUGGAGAUGGCGGAGAGGGUGGUGAGGCUGUGCCGUGAGGGGCUGCUGGCAGGGCAAGCAGUGGAGGUGCUUGAGGGACUGCUGGCCAAUGGGAUCGUGCCAUCUGUCAAGUGCUACAGUGAUGUUAUCCAUUGUCAAUCGUCUCUCGGCCAAUGGCAGCAAGCCCUCUCCACCCUCUCCCAAGCCCUCUCUCUCAGCAUAACCCCCUACUCCUCCGCCCUCCUCGCCCUCGCCCACUCUCUCGCUUCCGCCGGCAAAGAGCAAGAAUGCUACCAAGUCCUUCGUGUCUACUUCACCCGUGCACGCGCCGUUGACCUAGCUGUGUUCUGGGGUGUGGGAUUACAUGUGCUGGCAGCAGCAGGGGAGGAGGAGAGGCUGGAGAAGAUAGAGGGGUUGGUUGGGCCGUUUGGGUUGCAGAUGGAAAUGGGUGUGGGUUUGGGUAUUAGCAUGAGUAUGGUCUUUCCUGCACGGCCGGUGCUGCAGUAUGAAGGCCUCGGCGAGGAGUUCAGUGCGGUGACCAGGACAGCGACAGAGACAGCGACAGCGACGCUGCUGGGAGAACAGGAGCAGCAGCAGCAGCAGCAGCAGCAACCGUUCUCCUUUCGAUGGCCCUCUGACAUCCAUUCUAGCGAUAAGAGCGAUGAGAGCGAUCAGGAUGCUGCUCAGGCCCUUCCCUACACCUACUCCAGUGACCUCCUCCUCCUCUCCUCCCUCCUCUCCAUCCAAAUCGACCGAGGAGAUUUUGACGAUGCAAUGCACACCGCACAGUUCAUAGUCAACGAGCGCCUAGUCAAUCGAAACAGGGAUAUUAGGGGGGGAGAGUCCUACAGAGGGAUUCAGGGAGGGAGUAUGCUGCGGAGGGCCGACCCGGCCUUCUUCCCUCUGGUGAUCGGGUUUUUCCGGCUGACGAGGCUGAUUCCGGUGGUGGAGGGGCGGACGAAGCAGCAUCUGUCGGUGCUGCUGCUGCUGCUCAUGUCGCACGCCGUGCUGUGCGGGGCGCCGCCACUGGUGUCGGGGUUUCUGGUUUCGGGGUGGGCUAAGGCGAAUCAGGAGGAAGGGGAGUCUCCUGUUGUAAGGGAGGAGGGGGGAGGAAGGGGAGGGAGAGGGGGAGGGCGAGGGGGAGGGGGAAGGGGACGGGGUGGGGGAGGGAGAGGAGGAGGGAAGGGGAGUGGAGUGAGGGGAGGGAAGGGGAGGAGAGCGGGGGGGGAAGGGCAGGGGCAGGUUAGUAAGGGGUUUGGAGGAAGAGGGUUUGAGAGUGAUAAGAAGGGGUUUGAGAAGGAAAAGAAGGGGUUUGAGAAGGAAAAGAAGGGGUUCGGAGGCGUGAGGAGGCCGAAACAGGUGGGGAGGGAGAAGGAGGGGGAAAGGGUGUAUUUCGGAGCGGAGCAAGCAGGAGGGGUGGAGGGGUCGGGGAGUGAGGGAGAGGGAGAAUGGGUGCUGUUGGCCUCUAUGGAAUGGGAGGGUAGCAAUGGUAGUGGCAACGAGGGUAGCGAUGGGAAUGAGGAGGAUACCAGCAGCAGCAGCUCUGCUAGACGGCCACGUGCUGACGUGGACUCAGACACCGCUGGCUUGGAUCCCAGCACUGCUGACGUGGCAGACAAGAAAACCUCCAGCAAGGAAGAUGCUGACCCGGACGAGCUCGUAGACGACAUCGACAGCAACGCCGACCCAGCAUUCAUGCACGUCCCACCGCGCAUUCUCGCCGAAUUCCGUUCCUUCCUCACCCUCCCGCCCUGCCCCAUCGAGCCCACCCGUGCCGUUGCCAACGCCAUUAUUGACACGGCCUAUUCCCUGCAUCUCACCCAAGCAGCUGCGGAUUUUUUCUACGCUGCGAACGAGGCACGGAUGUUCCCGGACCUGUUCCGAGUGGAACGGGAUUCGCUGGUGCUGUCACUCAGGCUCGUGUCGCCGGCCGGGGCUGAGUUAAUAACUGCUGGGUUCUUCUGCCUCUGGUGCGAGAAAUCUGGACCAUUGCCGUCGUUGAUCCUCCGUCAGACGGGUUUAGAUACGCUGGAUGAUUUCAGGGUUGUGGAGGGUUCAAGGGACCCGAUUCCAGGGUUUAGGGACCCUAUGGGGGGGACAGGAAUGGGUAUGGGGCUGAGUCCUGAGUUUGAACUGCUGGAGAAUUUGUCUGAGAUGGGGCGAGCGCUAGGGGGUGGUGGUGGUGGAAGGAGUGUGGGGGGUGUUCAAGUGAAGGAGGUUAGGAUUGAGAUUCCUGGGGAAGAUGAGAGGGUUUAUGAGAGAGAGUUGGUGCGGAUGGGGGUGGGGAAAGCAGUGAAGAUGUUGGAAGUGCCUGGGCAGUUGGAGGAGGGGGAGGAGGCGUGGGGGUGUGUGUGGAGAUGUGGGGUUGACAAAAUGGAGGCAUGGGGGAAGUGGGCAGCCAUGGCAGCCACAUCUCAAGUAGCCUUCCCUGCCGCCUACACAGCCGCGCCCGCCGCCCGCGCUACUGCGUGCUCCGCGCGCGUUUCCCUCCGCACACCUUCCUUCUCCGCGCAAGCCCUUCCCGCGGUGCGCGCAUUCCCCGCGCGGGCGGAGCGCGUCGUCGCUCCGCGCGCGGCGGUGGCGGAGGCGGGGAGCGAGGCGGCGGCGGAGGAACCUAAGAAGGUGAAGGUGCUGUCCGUCAAGGAGGGCAAGCAACGGCUGCUCCUUAAAUUCGUCUGGCUCGAGAAGAACAUCGGGAUUGCCGUGGACCAGAUGAUUCCCGGGCAGGGCACUGUUCCGGUCAGCUCGUACAUGUUCUGGCCGCGCAAGGAUGCCUGGGAGGAGCUGAGGGAGCUGCUGGAGAGCAAGCCGUGGCUGUCGCGCAAGCGGGUGAUCAUUCUUCUUAACCAGGCCACUGAUAUCAUCAACCUCUGGCAGCAAACCACCUUCAAGCCUUGA